GACUAGACGCUGCACAAUCGCGUAACCGCGUCUCGAGCCGUGCCGGGUUGUGUUUUGUGAGUCACGACACGCGCCCCAAGUAUAUACAAUCUAAGUUUGAAGUUGUUAGUGGGACUUCCUCGUAGUGUUUUUACAAGGUGCCUGAUAACAAGUACUAUAGCGGUCGUUGAUAGUUUGUGAACUGUAUAGUAAAUUUGCACUAGUUAUACCUAUUUGCUCAACCUGCGACUUCGGAGUUUGUUAUUCUCUCCGCGACCUGUUCGGUGACCUAUCGGCAGCACCACCGUCUGGGAGAUUCAUCUCCAGCACCGACUUCAUGAAUAAUUCAUAGACGACCGGCAAGCAAGAGAAAAAAAAAAGUCUGAAAGUAACGCCAAUUUUUAACAGUUGAUCGAGUUAGGGGGUACUUGCACUUUGGAUACCCGCAACCACCCCACACUUAUGUAAGGACGAAGUUCGCCACAUCAGCAUCGCACGUUGGACCAACCAGCCAUGUGGCGAAGAUUGUUGUUUACGAAGCGGCCGCAGCUUCUGGUGCCGACGCUGCUGUUGAUGACCUUCGCACAGUGGCCGAUUCAACAGGUCAGCGCCCAAUUUUCGAUGGACCAGCUGAGGGUGGUGUCCAAAUCGAACAAUGACACCCACCUCCGGCAGACGCUGAAGGCGAUUCUGAAGCCUCGGAUCGUCGGAACGGCCACCCACGACGAGGUCAAACGGUACAUCGUGGCGGAACUGCAACGGCUUCAGUUCACCGUCGAGAUGGACGAGUUCAACGACAAGACGCCCCACUUUGGACGGCUAAAGUUCUCCAACAUCGUUGGCAAGCUCAACCCGGACGCGGACAAGUUCCUGACGCUGGCCUGCCACUACGACUCGAAGUACUUCCGCGAGCAUGCGUUCGUGGGAGCUGUCGAUUCGGCCGUUCCGUGCGCUAUGAUGCUGAAUCUUGUUCAAACGACCGAAUCGGCGCUGGAUCUGCUACGGAACAACACCGAUCUGAGCUUGAUGCUGGUGUUCUUCGACGGAGAGGAAGCGUUCCGGAAGUGGUCCGCGACGGAUUCGCUGUACGGGUCGCGCCAUCUGGCCACCAAGUGGACCACGAUGCCGUACGUUUCGAGCAGGAUGGGAAAAUCGAUGCGCGAAAUUGACCGCGUGCAGUUGAUGGUGCUGCUGGACUUGAUCGGAGGGGAGAAUCCUAAAUUUUACAGCUUCUUUGACAACACGCGAAACUACCACCGAAGACUGAGCGAGAUUGAGGCGUCGCUGCGGAAGAACCGUCUGCUGCUGAAGGAUCCCAAAAGUACGGAAAUGUUUGUCGACCAGAACGCGUUCAGCCGGAUCGAGGACGAUCAUUUGCCGUUUUUGAAGAGAAACAUUCCAAUCCUGCACCUCAUUCCGAUCCCGUUCCCCAAACACUGGCACAAACCGGAGGACAACGAAGCGAACGUCAACAUGCGGACCGUUGGGAACAUCAACAUGGUGAUGCGGGUUUUCAUGCUGGAGUACCUUACGUACUGCAACAGCAAGUACGGGAAGCCGCUGGCGGUCUGUUUGAACGGAAGCAACUAGAGGCGCUAUGUAUUUGAAAACAAAAAACAAAGUUAACUAAACACAACAAAUUGAGAGCUUUUCAGAAAACAAAUACAAACGGUUAAGUUGCUAACUCAAAUGUGAUUUGCUGCAGUGCAUAAACUAGGCAGAGUUUGUUAUUCGAUAUUGUUUGCACGAUUUUUUUAUUCAGGUUGCAUUUUAUUUUGUUGAGUGAGUCAAUAAAAAGUAUUUUAAACA
Culex pipiens pallens (northern house mosquito) is the source of this 1788-nucleotide messenger RNA. Its product is annotated as glutaminyl-peptide cyclotransferase-like. NCBI's taxonomy places the organism in Eukaryota, Metazoa, Arthropoda, Insecta, Diptera, Culicidae. The transcript is spliced from 3 exons. The record is from RefSeq and is a predicted model, not a curated record. Gene Ontology annotation, molecular function: zinc ion binding; glutaminyl-peptide cyclotransferase activity. Bases 493 to 1569 code for a protein of 358 amino acids.